AUGGAGAUAUCCUUCCGCAGUAGCACUAGUUGCUUUGAGUUCGCAGUAGAAUUUCUUGGCUGGAUGUAUGAUACCAUCUUAGCGUUCGAUUCUCUUAUCUCGAACCUGAAGAAGGGGGUGAGACUAUUACAAAGCUUUGACCUGUAUCUGACAAAGUGUAGGAGGAGGAACCAUGAAACCUGUUUGGAACAAGAUGAGGAGGAGAAGGAUGUUACGUCUUCCAGAAUUCAAGAUCUGAUUAUCAGGAGAAUGGAAGGUCUUGAAUUUGCUUGCAGCGAAUACUUGAUUCAUUCUCGUUCGCCUGAUUGGACUCAUAUUGAAGGUGAGCUCACCAUAUUCUUGGAAGCAAUCAAGUUGUUUUUCGAAACAGAUAUCAACGAAUCGUGCAUCAACUUUCUGCUGGACUGUUACUGGCUGCGAGAUCCAGAGCUAGUUAUUGAUUUCAUUGAUUCAGUUUCCGAGAAUCUGGCAGAAAUUGACGAAUCCCAUUUCAAACGCCUUGACAAGAAGCUAAUGUUCUUGAAGAGUUUCAUUCGCUUUGCCAUAUUUUGCGGUAUCGAGGGUCAGAAAUCGAUAGAUCUCUUGAUUCAUGCUGAAGUGGUGGCUAUCAAUGCAUUACACGUGUUUUCUAUAUGGUGGUUCGAUAGCGGUACAUACAAUGGAGAAGUAUGGAAGAAAACAGAACUUCAAAUUUGUCGACUAAUAAGUGAGAAGAUUAAUCUCGGUAAUCCCCAGGUCCGAGAAACUUACAACCAUGUCUUGACUCUAGCAAAGUUGUCAAGAUCAUCAGACAUUUUAGCUCUGGAGAAGAAUAAGCAUCUAGUAGCUGACUUUAUGGAUGAUCUCAUUACCAAUAUUAUGGAGCUAGUAGAAUCUUGUACCAAUACUUUGGUUCCGAUUAUGAAUCAAAUGCUAAAACUCCUCGAGGGGCUAAGAUUCCUGACAAUCCUUCUCAGGCAUCAGGAGAAGUUCAAAGAGCUAUGCCAUGAAAUGAAGAAUCUUAUUGUAGUUGUGGCCUGUGAUGCAGCGGUUGUAAUUAUCUCUCUUUCUGUGAAUCAAAUCGAAGAAGGCUUGUCCAAGGAAACCGAUCUUGCUCUUUUUCAUUUGCUCAAAGUGCUCAAGUUUGUAAGGGCAGAAUUUACACAGGUCGAUCCACUAACACCAGUAUCAGGAUUUGGUUUUCCUAGGAUCAGUGAGUUGGGAUCUAUGGAUUUUCUCCUAAGAAAUCUGAAGGAACUAGCAAGGUCCGAUGAAAUUAAUGGUUCAAAUGCUUUUCCAGUGGAUACAAUCCAGACGAUCCAAGAAGAUUUUGAAUUCUUAAGAUCUUUUCUGGAGAAAAUCAAGGAGCAGCUCAAUCACAACGAAAAACUCCAAGCUUUCUGGAGUCGUGUUAUGGAGGUUGCAUAUAAAGCAGACUUAGUGAUCGACUGGACACUUGUUGGUGAUGGACGUGAAUAUUUUUUGGAUGAUGUUGCUAGAGAUAUCAAUGUUAUGAAGAUUGAGGCUCAAGAGAUCUAUGAUAGGAUAAACUAUGUUGGUGAAACCAAGAGAGUCACCAAGACUUUCACUCGCAUGCCAUCACAAGUUACCGCCGCCACGUACAAUGAAGGUCUGGUGCGUCUCGACAACGAGGUCGAAACUAUCACUCAAAGACUUACAAAAGGGGCAAGGCAAUUGGAUGUUGUUCCUAUCGUGGGUAUGCCUGGGCUUGGUAAGACCACAUUAGCCACUAUAAUUUACAGUUCUUCUUCAGUAAUGUUGCACUUCCAUAUUCGUGCUUGGUGUAUUGUUUCUCAAGCAUAUAGCAUGCACAACUUGUUAGUUCAGAUAUUGGGUAGUAUUGAAUCUGGGAAACUUGAACAAUAUCAAAAUAUGGAUGAACAUGAUUUGGCUAUAAAGCUAAAACAAGUGUUGCUGAGAAAUAGGUAUCUCCUAGUUUUGGAUGAUUUGUGGGAUGCUAAGGCAUGGAACUUGUUGGAGAGAUUAUUGCCCGAUGAUGCCAAUGGAAGCAGGAUUGUCAUCACGAGCAGAUUGCAGAAUGUGUCUCUGCAAUUCAAACCUGAUAGCAAAGUUCACCAUCUCCGCCACCUUACCAACGAAGAGAGUUGGAAUUUGCUGCAGAAAAAGUUAUUUGGCCAAGAAGGUUGUCCUCCAAGACUAAGUGGAGUUGCAUCUCAAAUAGCAAAAUCUUGUAGGGGCUUACCUCUCACAGUUGUUCUUGUUGCUGGAAUUCUUGCCAAUAGUGCAGAAGACUCCUGGGAAGAAGUUGCAAAGAGUCUAACUUCCAGUAUUGUCCUUGAUGAUGAACACUGCAUGAAGACACUUGAGCUGAGUUACAGUUAUUUACCAGAUGAUUUGAAGUCAUGCCUUCUUUACUUUGGUGCAUUUCAAGAAGACGAAAAUGUUCAUAUCCGAAGGUUGUUAUGGCUCUGGAUCUCUGAAGGAUUCAUACGAAAGAUUGAAGGAAAGAGCUUAGAGGAUGUGGCAGACAACUACUUGAAGGAUCUGGUUGAUAGAAGUUUAGUUAUGGCUUCCAAACAAAGAACUUCGGGUGGUGCCAAAGCAUGCCGGCUUCAUGAUUUGGUACAUGAGUUUUGUGUUAAAAAAGCCAAAGAAGAGAACUUUCUACAUAUUUUGCGUAGUCAGAAUGAUGGUUUUGUUCUAACUGGCCAAAGCAACCCCCUCCGAGUUUGUGAUCAAAAUGCCAGGAAUUUGAUGAUUUGGGAAUUAAUGUUAGAAUUUCCCAAUGUACGCAGUUUGUUAUUGUUUAGGGAGGACGAUUUGGGGUUUUGGUUACCUAAACUUCUAAGAGUGUUGGAUUUGGGGGAAUUGGUGUUUGGUGCAUAUUUUCCGAUGGAAGUAUUUUUGCUUGCUCACUUGAGAUACUUGGCUCUUUUUCUUUACUUCAUAGACUCUAUCCCAGCUGCAAUAGCAAACCUCUCAAGGUUACAAACUUUUCUGCUACGAGGAAACGUCAUUGAUUGUUUGUUACCCAAGACUAUUUGGAGCAUUAAGACAUUGAGGCAUCUAUGGACUACAGAUUCCAAUAUUGGUUUUAUUUUUCCAAUUGAAAAUCUUGAAGUAUCCCCAGGUUUAGAUCAUUUAGACACUUUAAGCCUUGCCAUUGAUUCCUCCUCUCAAAACUUGCAAAAGAUACUAGCAAAGUUACCAAGCAUCCACAGGCUAAGAUGUAAGAUGAGGAAAUCAAGAGAAGAAUCUACCAGAAUUGGCGACGGGAUUCUCGUGUUUGACUAUUUGAGUCAACUAGAAUCACUUGCUCUGCGUUCCUUUCGUGGAUAUGGAUUUAAAUUCCCAUUGAAUUUGAAGAAGUUGACUCUCUACAGGAAUGAUCAACCAUGGAGUGAAAUUUCAACAAUUGGAAAUUUGCCCAGUCUCGAAGUGCUUAAAUUACUCGAGCGCUCCUUCUCUGGGGAAGAAUGGGAUAUGAAAGAAGGGGAGUUCCCUAACCUCCGAGUUUUGAAAUUGUCUAUGUUGUGGGACUUUCGCAGCUGGAUUGCGUCUCCUGAUAAUUUUCCCCGUCUUGAGAAAUUGGUUGUGCAUAGCUGUCUAAAGUUGGAAGAGGUACCUUCUUGUUUAGGGGAAUGUCCGACUCUUGGAAUGAUUGAAGUGAAACGAUGUGGCGAGUCUGUUGCAAGUUCAGUGAAGCAAAUUCAAGAAGAACAGAUAGAUAUGGGAAAUGAGGUUCUAAAGAUCUUAAUUGAAUAUUGUGGUGACGCACGGAAUUCCAGCAAAGAAGAAGAAGAAGAAGAAGAAGAAGAGUCAAGUCCCCCCUCGCAAGUAGUCUAA
Molecule: messenger RNA, 3807 nt
Organism: Coffea eugenioides
Lineage: Eukaryota; Viridiplantae; Streptophyta; Magnoliopsida; Gentianales; Rubiaceae
Product: putative late blight resistance protein homolog R1A-3
Exons: 1
Coding region: 1-3807 (1268 amino acids)
Biological process (GO): defense response to other organism
Molecular function (GO): ADP binding
Source: RefSeq, a predicted model, not a curated record